Molecule: messenger RNA, 2016 nt
Organism: Engraulis encrasicolus (European anchovy)
Lineage: Eukaryota; Metazoa; Chordata; Actinopteri; Clupeiformes; Engraulidae
Product: proprotein convertase subtilisin/kexin type 5-like
Exons: 13
Source: RefSeq, a predicted model, not a curated record
UGUCUUUGUCUGUGGUUCGUAGGAGAGUACCAAAGCAGGCAUGGGCCAUGCCAUCACUGUGACUUCAGCUGCAACACGUGCCAUGGGCCUGAGGUUGAAGACUGUCUCACCUGCAGCACCCUCCGGCUUUAUGACAAAGGGACGUGUGUGAUCCGCUGUGACACGGGCAAGUAUGGCAUGGACGGGAGCUGCCACCUCUGCCACCACACCUGCCACGAGUGCUCAGGCGAUGGCCCUGCAAACUGCACCAGCUGCCAACCAGAUCCGUCGGGAGCUAAGCGGUACCUGGUGGCAGGCGAGUGUCGCUACUCGUGUCCCGAGGGUUACUUCCCGUCUCCGUCCCACAGCGAGUGCCGGCCGUGUCCCAGCAACUGCCAUGUGUGUGCGUCCCCUGAGCACUGUGUGCACUGCAGCCCCGGCUACUACCCCAAGGACGGAGACUGCCUCUCCCUCAGCUGUGGAGAAGGCGCUGUGGAGGAUGAUGACCAUGAGGAGUGUGUGACCUGUGAAGAAGGCUGUGAGAGGUGCUUGACAAUUAAUAGAUUCCACUGCAAUGCCUGCUACAAAGACUACUACCAGCAUGGGGUGGCGUGCCACAGGCACUGUCCUGACGGGACGUAUGGGGACAACAGCACCUUGACCUGCAUGAUGUGUGACGCGCACUGCCGCAUCUGUGACGCGUCCCAGUGCUACUGGUGCGACGAUGACUAUUACCUCUCAGAUGACAAGUGUGUGAAGCAGUGUGCGGAGGGGCUGUACGGUGACGAGGAGCGGCGCGAGUGUGAGUCGUGUCACCACACCUGCCGCACCUGCAGCGGCCCCGCCCACGACGACUGCGACUCGUGCGAGGACGGCAUGACGCUGGAGAAGGGCCUGUGUGUCCCCGUGGACGUCACCGUCACCUGUGGCACCAAUCACUUCCUCACAGCGACGGGCACCUGUAUGGCGUGCUACUCUGACUGCGGCACCUGCUCUGGACCAUUUGCCAACCAGUGUGACACCUGCGGCCAAGGUAACUUCCUGUCACCUGAUCAGCGGUGUGUGAGGCGUUGCCCAGCAGGCAGCUUUGGUAACGAGUCGUCAUGGCGAUGUGAGGAGUGUGUGGCGGGCUGCACGCAGUGUAGAGACGCCCACAGCUGCCAACGCUGCCAGACUAGCCCUGCUGAACUGUACCUGCAGAGCGGACGCUGCGUACCAGAGUGCCAGGGGGGCUACCCGGUGGCAGGUGAGUGUGAGGCGUGUGAUGCCCACUGCGUGUCGUGCGAGGGCCCGGGCAUGUGUGAGCAGUGCGAUGAGCAGUACCUGUUACACGGCCUCUCCUGUGUGGAACACUGCCCACCUCGCUAUCGCCCCCUAGAGGGAACCUGCCAACGCUGCCCCAACGGCUGCUCAGACUGCCAUGGAGAAUACUGCACUGGUUGUGAGAAGUAUUACUUCCUACAUCAGCACCAGUGUGUGGACGACUGUCCCAGGGCUUUCUACGCCAGCGUGCUGACCCAGAAGUGUGACGCGUGUCACCCGGACUGUGCGGCGUGUGACGGCCCCGAGGAUGACGACUGCAUAGACUGCAGCGACCGCCGGGCGACGCGUUACCGCGGGAAGUGUGUGAGACUGUGCCCAGCGAACACCUACCAAGACAAGCAGAGGGGCGAGUGCCAGGAUUGCCAUGAGACGUGUCAGACGUGCUCGGGCCCUCUGCCGUCGUCGUGCGAGAGCUGCAGCGAGGGCAUGGAGCUGGAUGCCACGCGCCACUGUGUGCCCGCCGGCGGUGCCACUGCGUGCCCUCAUAAGUCCUACGUGGACGCCAGCGGCGACUGCAAGCCUUGCCACGCUACCUGCCAUCACUGUAGCGGGGGCGCGGACACGCAAUGCAUCUCCUGCGACCAGGGCAGAUUCCUCUUGAACGGCACCUGUAUAAAACAGUGUCCCGAUGGUUACUAUGGCGAUGGCGAUGAUUACGUGUGUGAGCGGUGGGUGCCACUUGUCGUGCCGCACCUGUCGCGAUCACGUUUGUAA